UUUUUCAUAUCGAAAAUGCAAGUACUUGAUACCGAAAAUACGAGAGGAAGCCAGCGGACUGCGUUUGGUCGUCGCUUUUCUCUUGCUCAAUCAAAGCCCUCUCGAAAACCAAACGAAUCCGAUUUUCAACAAUUUCAGGAUUUUCGGGUUGUGUUUCUGGUAGAAAAACAAGCUCAAUUGGAAUCCAAUGUCCUUGGGAUGAUCUUCAGAAAAUUCAGUGUUCUGAUAUAUGGUUUCAGUUUUAAGUGAGCUUUGUCUCACUUGAAUUGCUGGAUUUUGGGGGUUUCUAAUCAAGCAUCUGAUCCGUGUAUUUGAGCGUUAUCUCCUUCAUCUGUGAUUAUUUGAGCUGAAACCGUUCACUUCUUGUAAAAAUAAAAUUAAAAAAAGAAAAAAAAAAAGAAAAAAAGAAAAAAAGAAAAAGAAAUCAUUUGUUGGGUCUUCAAACAGACAAUCAAUCCCUUGUAAAUCUGUUUUUCCCUCUUCUCUGUCCCUUGUGAUUCAGCACUAUGAAUGAGGUGAAUGAAAAUAAUCUCCGACGCAUCUCCAUGUUUCUAUGCUUCUGUUUCUUCCUCCAGCUAACCUCAGGGGCUACCAGUAAAACUUCUCCGCCUGAUUACGAUCCUCCUGAGAUAAUCCUCCUGAACUGCGGGGAAUGUUCUCAAGCAAAAGAUAAUGAUGGCCGCAGCUGGACAGGUGAUGUCGGGUCAAAAUUCACACCCUCUCAAAACACAAUUACCUUCAAAGCCAAUUCCCAGAACUCUGUGCCUCAGGUUCCUUACAUGACUGCUCGUAUAUUUCAUAACCAGUACACCUACAUCUUCCCCAUCAGCCCUGGCUGGAAAUUCAUUCGCCUCUACUUCUACCCAGCAAAUUACAGCAGUUUUGAUGCGUCUAAUGCCAUCUUCUCCGUCAGUACUGGUCAUUAUACUCUCCUCCGCAAUUUCAGCUCCUACAUCAAUGCAAAAGCCCUGAAUUUUGAUUAUCUCACACGUGAAUUCUCUGUUAACACAGUAGAUGAAUUCUUAAACUUAACCUUUACUCCAUCUCCAAACAUUUCCAAUGCCUAUGCCUUUGUGAAUGGGAUCGAGAUUGUCUCAAUGCCCUACAUCUUCUCUCAACCUGCCAGACUCGUCCUUGAUGAGGGGCUGGCACCUCAGCUGUUCCGGGUUUUGGAUGACACUGCCCUUGAAACAGUCAUCCGGCUUAAUGUGGGUGGACGAGACAUCUCACCUGUCGAGGAUUCUGGCUUGUUCCGUGCCUGGUUUGAUGACUCCCCAUAUAUAUACGGUGCUGGAUAUGGUGUGACAUCUGGAUGGGAUCUGAAAAAAACCUUUGAAUACACAGCUCACGUGCCUCCCUACACUGCACCUCAGGAAGUCUACUCGACCACACGGUCAAUGGGUCCUGACCCAAACAUUAACCGGAACUACAACCUGACAUGGAUUUUUCCGGUUGAUGCUGGUUUUCGUUACCUGGUGAGGCUUCAUUUCUGUGAGAUCAAAUCAAUUAUAUACAAGGUGAAUCAACGGGUGUUUAAGAUCUUCAUCCGCAAUCAGACUGCUGAAACAGAGGCUGAUGUGAUUGCUUGGGGAGGGACCAACACCAAUGGGGUCCCAGUCUACAAAGAUUAUGUUGUGAUGAUUGGUCAAGACACGUCCCAGGAACUGUGGGUUGAGCUCCAUCCGAAUAUAGGAUCCGGGACACAGUAUUUCGAUUCAAUCUUAAACGGCAUAGAGAUCUUUAAAUUGAACGACCCUGAUCUCAACCUUGGUGGGCCUAAUCUUGUUCUCCCUCUGGAUCCGCCAGUGAAGCCGAAACUGGUUAACAAAUCAUCACAAUCCAGGAAUUCAGUGAAUUGGACUCCAGUAAUUGUAGGUGUGGUGGGUGUUGUGGUGGCUAUCAUCGGUAUCAUAUUUCUUGCUCUUGAUGUUUCCCGCUGGCAACAGAAGGAUUCCUGCUCCAGCAAUGGACUAUCCAGUUGGCUCCCAAUUCACUCUGCCUCCAGGAGGAGAGAUUGGGAUGUGUUAACUGAUUCAAAUGAGGACUCGGAUCGCCAAGUUCUCUCAGAUCAUGAAACGAGAAAGUUGAUGCGAUCAACAGUUGCGGACAGUCCAUGAUGAUGGGAGUUUUUCUGCCUCUUUGGUCAAUUGCAGAAUCCGGUAAGAGGGGUUGUCAUACUUAUGAGUAUCAUCUCAUCACCUGAAUUUAGUACUUAUUUCUUUUAUCAUACUAAUUCUCUAGUAUAUACAAUAAGAUGUUUUCUGUUUGUAUUAUGUAUUGCAUUGGACGCUUCUCUUCUUAAAAAGAGUAGAGAAUGUGACAAAGUUGGAUUCUA
This is a messenger RNA of Magnolia sinica, 2335 nucleotides long. Its product is annotated as receptor-like protein kinase FERONIA. The coding region runs from base 507 to 2117 and encodes 536 amino acids. Gene Ontology annotation, molecular function: protein kinase activity. Lineage: Eukaryota; Viridiplantae; Streptophyta; Magnoliopsida; Magnoliales; Magnoliaceae. The record is from RefSeq and is a predicted model, not a curated record. The transcript is spliced from 2 exons.